UUUUGAACCUGAAACCCCGGAAGCCAACUAGCUAUACCAUACCAGAGUACCAAACUACAAAUCACUGACACUAUGCAUCUGGACCUGGAAAAGAAAGUCGUUCUGGUGACCGGGGGCACGAAAGCCAUUGGCCGCGCAAUUGUCCACGGCUUCCUCGCCGAAGGCGCAACUGUAUACUUCUGCUCCCGCACCGCUUCAGACAUCAAUGCGGCCAACUCGCAGUUGCAAGUCGACUUCCCGUCCGCCAAAGCCGUUGGCGAGGUCGUGGAUGUCUCCAGCUCUAGCCAGCUUGGCAACUGGGUUUCGUCCUGCGCAUCUGUUGAGGGGAAGAUAGAUGUCAUCGUGGCCAACGUCUCGGCCAUCUCCAUUCCCGACACGGCCGAGUCAUGGCAGAAGACCUUUGACGUGGAUGUAAUGGGUACUUACCAUUUUAUCCAAUCUGCUCUGCCUCAUCUGGAGAGAACCAAGGGCGCUAUUGUUACCAUUGGUUCAGUCUCAGGGAGAGAUGUCGAUUUCAGCGCGCCUAGCCCGUACGGAGCCAUCAAGGCGGCGUUGAUUCACUACACGACACAGCUGGCGCACACACUGGCACCCAAGGGGGUCAGGGCAAAUAGUAUCAGCCCGGGAAACACAUAUGUGGAGGAUGGGGUGUAGGGUGGGAUCGAGAAAGGGAACGAGGAUCUGUUCAAGAGCCAGUUGGAGAAGAACGUUAUGGGGAGGAUGGCUAAACCGGAGGAGGUUGCGGAUGCGGUAGUGUGGAUUGCGAGUCAGAGAGCUAGUUUCGUGAGUGGUGCUAAUCUGAAUGUAGACGGGAGUCUAUGUACGGGCGUACAGUUCUAGGUAGAAUGUUAGCUGGGUGAAAGAGCCCUGGUGCGGCUUGGACCCCAUAACCCCA
Molecule: messenger RNA, 895 nt
Organism: Pseudomassariella vexata
Lineage: Eukaryota; Fungi; Ascomycota; Sordariomycetes; Amphisphaeriales; Pseudomassariaceae
Exons: 2
Coding region: 73-654 (193 amino acids)
Source: RefSeq, a predicted model, not a curated record